AUGUCCAAAGAAAAGGACGAGAGCGUGGAAACCAUGGAGAAGGCUCACGUCGACGUCGUCCAUGAUGAAGAUCCUCAUAAAGAAGUUCCCAUCACUGCGUCAGGGCAAUCUGCUGUCAACCCCUUCCUCUUCUUCACCUGCGCAACUUUCGCCGCUGCUUCGUUCCUCUUCGGUUUCGACGACAAAGUGAUUUCCCCCAUCAUCGCCCUCCAGCCAUUUGUCGAUCAUUACCAAGGCCUCAACCCCACAACACACAAGCUCGUCUUCACGGCCAAAAACCAGAACUUGCUUUUCGCGGUCCCUCUCGUCGGAUCCAUCCUGGGCGCCAUAGCUGCCUAUCCCCUCAACAACAACCUCGGUCGGAAAUGGACACUCGUCUCUGCAUAUGCCUUCUCGAUCGGAGGGUGCUUCCUGCAGCUCUUCUCUCCCAACCUGGCCGCCUUCAUCGCCGGUCGCUUCUGGGUCGCGUUCGUCAUGGGCAUCGCCAACUCGACCGCGCCGCUCUACCUCUCUGAAGCCGUUCCCGUCGCCAUCCGAGGCCGUGUCGUCUCUUGCAUCAACAUCAUGAACCUCUUCUCCGGCGUCAUUGCCACCUUGGUCGUCUACGGCACGCACACUCGCACCGAUUCGCUUUCCUACAAGAUACCCUUGGCCGUGCAGUGCGUCUUGCCUGUGCUUCUCAUUCCAAUCACUGCCGUCCUUCCCGAAAGCCCGCAGUGGUUGAUUGGAAAAGAUCGCAUGGAGGAGGCACGAGCGAGUCUGCGCAAGCUCCGCGGCUUCAGUGAUGCCGAAGUCGACGAGGAACUGCGCGUUAUGCGUCUGUGUGAGGAGACCGAGCGGUCAGUCUCUACCGAGGUCAGCUUCUGGCACAUCUUCGACAAGUCUCAAAUCAAGCGCACCAUCACCGCCGGGUCCUUCUUCUCUUUCAACCAGCUGUCCGGUAUCUUUCUCUCCACCACGUAUGCCACCGUCUUCCUGGUCGAGAUCAACGUGGCCAACGAGUUUGCCCUUACGAUCAUCGCCUCUUGCUGCACGCUUGCCGGAACAAUCGCCGCGCCCUUCCUCAUCGAGCGGCUGGGCCGUCGUCCACUCGCAUUCACCGGCAUGGCCGCCAUGCUCGCACUCAACGCCGUGGCAGGCGGGCUGGCCUUCGACAUGGGGAACCGGCAAGCAGUGCUGGGCAUCGCAGCGGCAUCCUUCAUGUUCAACUUCUUCUGGGGCGCGUCCUUCUUCCCGCUGUCGAACGUCAUGCCAUCGGAGAUCCCGACCGUCAAGCUCCGCAGCUUCACCAUGACGUGGACGAUUGCCUGGGCGCAGACGACCGCCGUCAUCACCACCAUCGUCGUGCCCCAGCUGACCGCGGCAGAUGGUGCCGGCCUCGGCGCGAAAACCUACCUCGUGUUCGCUGGCUUCAUGGUAGCCAUCAUCAUCUUUGUCUACUUCCUCAUGCCUGAGACAAGAAAUAGAACUUUUGCAGAGAUCGACGAGAUGUACGAGGCUAAGAUCCCCAUGUGGAGAUGGCGAUCUUAUAAGACGUCGACGGAUGCUAAGAGCACGUCGAUCGCGAACAUGACUGAGCAGUUGACGGCAUAG
Messenger RNA from Aplosporella prunicola CBS 121167, 1593 nucleotides. RefSeq lists its product as uncharacterized. The coding region runs from base 1 to 1593 and encodes 530 amino acids. The record is from RefSeq and is a predicted model, not a curated record. The transcript is spliced from 2 exons. Gene Ontology annotation, biological process: carbohydrate transport; transmembrane transport. Gene Ontology annotation, cellular component: membrane. Lineage: Eukaryota; Fungi; Ascomycota; Dothideomycetes; Botryosphaeriales; Aplosporellaceae. Gene Ontology annotation, molecular function: carbohydrate:proton symporter activity.